This is a messenger RNA of Closterium sp. Naga37s-1, 1269 nucleotides long. The record is from the annotation of a GenBank genome assembly. NCBI's taxonomy places the organism in Eukaryota, Viridiplantae, Streptophyta, Zygnematophyceae, Desmidiales, Closteriaceae.
AUGCUGGAGAUGCCUACGUGGCCGCUGGAGGCACCUUCCUGGAUGCUUCGUGAUGCGAAGCCAGUGAGGACGCGCACAAACGUGGACGACAAAUCGGCUGGCGGCACGGCUGGUACCCAAUAUGCAGCUGCCACGUGGCAUGGGAUGGAGGACGCACGAAGUGGAGCAGGAGGAUGGAGCAGUACUGGUGGCGGUGGUGGUGGUGGCGGUGGUGAUGGUGGCGGUGGUGGUGGUGGUGGUGGCGGUGGUGGUGGUGGUGGUGGUGGUGAUGAUGGUGGUGGUGGUGGUGGUGGUGGUGGUGGUGGUGGUGGUGGUGGUGGUGGUGGUGGUGGUGGUGGUGGUGGAGUGAGGGAGGGAGGACGGAGAGAGGCGGCAAGAAGUGCAGAGCUCCAGGAGAUGAAGCUGAGAGGAUUUGUACGGGAGUUGGAGGAGAGGAGGAGGAAUACGGGGAGGAGUAGCGAUGGUUCGAGGAAGGAGGAGGAGGGGGAGGAGCAGAGGAGGAGGAGGAGCAGCAGUGGUUGUAUGAGCCAGUCAUUGCCGUCGUCGAGGAGUCUGGAGGCAUGGAUGGAGGCGGUGGGGAUGAGACGAGCUGAUGCUCAGCAGGCGGCUUCUCAUGCUCUGCUGACAGAUUCUCGCACUGCUCAGCUGCCCCAGAGAAAGCCCAAUCACGGAGGAGGGAGCCGGCAGUCGGAGAAGAAGAAUAUGGAGGUGGAUGAAGAGCAUCGGGGCGCUGCUGCUGCUGAAGGGCUGCUGGGGUUAGGAGAGAGAGGAGAGAGGGACUUCGAUGGAGUAGACGGGAGUGGGAGCAGUUUGAUUCGACUAAGAAAUCAUCUGCUGCUAAAGGGAUUAGAGAGGAGAGCACGAGUCGCAGCGGCAGGGAGGGGAUUGGUCGGAAGAGACGGGAGUGGAAGUGAUGGUAAUGCGGCUUUCUGUGGUGGUGCCGGUGCUGCAGCUUCAGUCGGCGGUGCUGCGGCUUCAGUCGGUGCUGGUGGUGGUGGAGGGAGCGGGAUUUUUGCUUUGCGUGUUGAAUGGGCUGGCAGCAGCGGUGCUGCUGGUGGUACUGCCAGCAACGACGGCAGCCGAAGCAGUAGUGAUGCUGUCACCCUUCACUGUGGAAUCCUCCUGGUGCAGGCAGGAGUGGGAGAGGGGGAAUUGAAGGAGGGAGAGAGGAUCAGGAGCAGGGGAAGUGGGGGGAUAAGGGGAGGAGAGGUGGGGAGAGGGGGAGGAGAGGAAGAGUGGGAGGAAGAAGUGGAGGGAGAGAGCGUUUGA